ACUAUGGCGCCCAGCACAACACCAGCCCUCAUUUUCUUGUUCUUAGCUUGGCCGCCUGUAAAUCCAGCUUCAGGUUCGCGAAAAUGGUGGCGCCGAAGAAGGUAAACUACGAAGAAUGUAGACAGAAAAGAUUGGAAGAAAACAAGAAAAGAAUGGAAGAAUUGAAACUCAAUGCCCUGGCUCAAUCUCUUCGAAUCAUCUCAACCCCAAAGCCCUCUCCUAUGAAGAAGGUGAACCGAACGCCUCGUAAGCCGCUGGAUCUGUCUUCCGUGAGGAGGUCCAAUCGUGUCGCCGACAAGCCACCACCAAGUUACAAAGAGAUCCUACUUGAGCCUUUAGGAAUGCGCAGGAGUUAUGGCAUGAAAGUAAGGGAUUUAUCAAAUCGAAUCUACGCAUCUGAUGAAGAUAGAGAGUAUGCUUCUGAAAGAGCAGAAGAACUACACUCCAAAUUGCAGCCUGAUUUUCCUAGCUUCUUGAAACCAAUGCUUAUAUCCCAUGUUUCGGGUGGGUUUUGGCUGGGUCUUCCUGUGUAUUUCUGCAAAAGCUACCUUCCUAAACGUGAUGAAAUAAUGACAUUGGUUGAUGAAAAUGGAGAUGAGUGGCCAACAAAGUACCUCCCCAGGAAAACAGGACUUAGUGGAGGAUGGAAAGCGUUUGCUGAAGAUCAUAAACUAGUUGAUGGUGAUGCAUUAAUUUUCCAACUCAUAAAACCCACAGUUUUUAAGGUUUACAUUACAAGAGUGAAUCAAGCUGGAGAUAGUGAUGAUGCUUGAGAUGUGAUUUUACAAAGUUCAAUGUCUCUGUUGAAGUAUGAAAUCCAAACAACGUAGUAUCUGUAAUGCUGAAAAAAUUGGAGUCCUUUUGUCAAAGUGUAAACAUUACUUUGCUCCAUUGACUUAUUACCAAUCCUGGGCCUAUUUCUUCA
Lactuca sativa (garden lettuce) is the source of this 925-nucleotide messenger RNA. Its product is annotated as AP2/B3-like transcriptional factor family protein. The record is from RefSeq and is a predicted model, not a curated record. Lineage: Eukaryota; Viridiplantae; Streptophyta; Magnoliopsida; Asterales; Asteraceae. Gene Ontology annotation, molecular function: DNA binding.